AACCCUUUUCUUUUGAACAUCAUUGCAGAAUUGAUGCUUACAUGUCCACGGAAAUUAAAAAUGCAAAUGUUCAGGUUUUCAUUCUUUCCUGCUUUCAUAACCUAGAAGUAAAUGCAUCCAUUUGACAGUUACAAAAUAGUGAUUCUGCGUUUGUGUGCACUGGGGGAUUGUUUUGUAUCAGUUCCCCUAAACUCGUUUGCCUGGCUGGAACUGACAAACACAGAAAACAGAGCUCAGCGAUCGCAGCUUCGGCCAAGAUCUCCUUGUGUGUGUGUGUAUUAUCAUGAGAAUCCAAGACAAACUCCUCGGGAGGUCUCCACCAGUGAAGGGUCAGCAGCAGCAGACACGAGGCCCAUAAUGGUUUGGGGUUAAAGGUUAACUUAAACCUCAUUAUGAGCAGCCCCCCACCCGGCUCAACUUCCUGAAUUUGUUCGUCAUUCACCCCAUGCAACGUCUGUGAUCAACACAUGAACUCCGGAGUUGUGAAACAACUGGAACCUUGGAGCAGCGCCCCUUUCACUGUUCCUCAUCCUGUGCCUUCCUUUUUUUUUCUCCUUUCCCCUGACUGUCCCCCCUCCUCCCCCCUGCCACCCCCCCCCCCCCCAACUCUGAGCUCCUCCUAUGCUGAAAAGACACAUUUCCUGAUGUCAUUACUAAAUCAAAAUGCUGCUCGGCAAACAGAUGUUGUGAGAGGCCCAACAUGUGGCUUCAGUGACAUGAAUUAACAAGUUGGUCAUGAGAAAACAUGAACUGUGAAUUUCAUUUUUCACUCAUUCAAUGAAACCUCCUCUCUCACACAGCUCUUUUAAGUGGUGAGUGGUGACAGUGAGAAAGUACCUUACAGAUGUAGCACACUUAUGAACUCCGUAUGACAUGAAAAACAAAAGUUUCCCACAGUUGUGGUGGAAAUCUGAGAAUUCCUUCUUCACUAUGUGUAAAGAUAGUUUGGCUUUGAAACAGCUGGUCAGCUCUGACUAAUAACUUCUUCAAGGUUUGGUCAAAUUAACCUAAAUAUGAAAUCAUGGCUGUCUGCACAGCAUACCCUGCAGAGUCAUGAUUACAUCCACCCAAAACGCUAAGCCCUAAAUGUUUACUUAUGUUUCCUAUUUGGCAGAGGCAGCCCAAAAGGCAAAUAAAUCACAUGCUGUGAGCUGGCCAGGCCUUCGACUGUGAGAAACUGAGACUAAAAAGCAGAACAAGAGUUAAAGAGUAAAGGGUUUUCAGAUGUGAGUCCAGCCCAGCUUGGGUGUGCUCCCUUUUAUUUGGGAGAAUGGAGAGGACAAUCUUUGUUGCCUCCACCCCUUUAAAAAAGGAAGAAAAUCCAAAAGAAACGUGUGUUGGAGAGGGGAAGAGCUGCUGCCAAGGCGCUGGGCCGUCAGACAGAUCUUCAUAGAACAUCUGCUAGCCGCGGGUAACACUGUUUGGACAUCUGGUAACCGAAGGUUACACUGCGUCGCUUCCAUCCAGUCGGGUUUCCUGUUAUGCCUUGCUGUACACAGUCUAAGAAGUUCAGGUUUUUUAUACAUGGUCAUCGCUUGGGGGAAACGCACCUUUCUUCAUUUUUUCUGACAUGAAGGGAGUGCUUGGUUUCAUUGGGGUAUUCCUCUCCUUUCUCUCCGAUGCCACUUAUGGAAAGUCUACCAUGUCACUUGGUUGUGGGAAUAAUACUCAUAUGUGUGUUGAGUAUUGCAGUAUCUGUCAUGAGUUUUCCUCUGUACCAUUAAUGGAGUGCCUUUCCAUGCUAUUUGAUCAUCUGUGCCUCUCACGUUUUGAGGAAGAAAUGACAUCACUACGCACCGACUGGUGCACUUGGAGUAACGUGAGCGGUUUGUAUAGUAACCUGAGCACUUGCUCAGAGGAGAUAUCCGACUGUCUCCUGAUCCCAUGGCCCAACCCUCUGGUGGAGCAGAUCUUUGUGGACAUUCACUCCAAGUACUUCAAGGAUUGUCCAUCAGAGGAGCUGAGCGACCCACCGCCAGUCAUUAUCUUUGCCCUGGUGAUAACUCCCAUCUGCCUGAUCCCUGUCAUGGUUAGCCUGGUGGUGCUCAAGACCAAGAAUGGGGAUGGCAGCUCAUAAAAAUCCUGAAUCUCUGCUCACAGUCAUCUGAUUUCUAACCUGCGCGCUCCCUCUCGUGUCCCAACCCGGCGAGGACUGUAGCUUGUUUACACAUCCACCGCAGCUUUCAUCUCACCCACUGACUUUGCAGAAGGACUGAAUAUUUCUUUUUACUGCGCUUCGCAACUCAGAUGGAUCCCGAGACAACAGCCAAAGAGGAAACUAGUCGAGAUAAAUGACACUGAUGCAGUGUGAAUGUCAUAACUGGUGGCAUCACAAUUAUACAGCUGUUGUUAACAUCUGAUGAAACUUACUGUGACAAAAUCUAUAUUUCGUAAUUACUGUACGUAUUGUGACAAAACCUUUACUCUCAACCUUCUGACUCGAGAUCUGAAUGUUCAAAUUUUUAGUCACAUUCAUCUUGCACACACUAUUCAGAAAACUGAGCUUGAUUCUUAGUGGAGAACUCAGUAUUCAGGGUUUAUGAUAACAAAAGCUUUGGAGCUUGCAAAAGUCAAGGUGAAACAUAUUUGUGAUGAUGCUGCUCAUUAUACUGGACAGCACUGACAAAAGACCAAGUGAUUUUUAUUGCUGACUUCCACUUCUUCAUCUUCUUCCUUUUCUUUCCUUCUUUUUUUUAACUCUGCUUUGAGCCACAAGUUAGACAAUGUACAGUUUGUAUGCAGAGGAGAACCUAAACUAAACUGGAUACAGGUAUUUUUCAAUUUGUGAUCUAUGAAAGGGGCAGAGGGAAAAUGAGUAUAGUCUGAUGCAUGGAUCUGGUUAUGUGAGUCAUGGCAUUUGUAAGGUUUCGGGGUCAGAGGUUACAGAUGGGCGACAACGAGUGGGUACGCCCAGCAAGAGAGAUCUCUUUCCUGGUAUUGUCUAUUUUUAAGCAGAAAAUCCUUCAGCACUUUCCACCGUCCAAACCCCGACAAUCCUCAUGAUCAUAUGAUGAGCUAAUUGGAGCAAAGUUUGUCUCACAGCUCCACCCAGUUGUGAAGUUGUGGCAAACGCUCUGACAAAGGGACAUUUCUAAGUGUCUGUGCAGUAUAGUGGCAAACACUGAGUGACGACAGGAAGAUUAGAGUGUUAUCUUUCUCCCGAGUCAUGAUGAUAUUGUUAUGUAUUGUUCAGUCUUGAAUGACGAUGAAGCCGUUGUAAGGGCUUUUGCAUCAAAAUGUGUAUUUAUAUACUGUGUAAUAUUUCUGCCGUUGUCAGGACUUACUGUGCGGUCUGAGAGAACACAUUCAGCCUGCUCUCACACCAUUUACUGUAUGUAUUUUGAUAUACUUUUAUUAUUUUAUACAAUUAAAUUUUAAAUUGGA
Molecule: messenger RNA, 3384 nt
Organism: Acanthopagrus latus (yellowfin seabream)
Lineage: Eukaryota; Metazoa; Chordata; Actinopteri; Spariformes; Sparidae
Gene: ramp2
Product: receptor (G protein-coupled) activity modifying protein 2
Exons: 4
Coding region: 1571-2077 (168 amino acids)
Biological process (GO): regulation of G protein-coupled receptor signaling pathway; receptor internalization; angiogenesis
Cellular component (GO): membrane; signaling receptor complex; cell surface
Molecular function (GO): coreceptor activity
Source: RefSeq, a predicted model, not a curated record